UUGCAACGGCUCGUUGCGGGAGAGCGUCUUUCAGAUUUCAGCCUUCAGCCUUCAGCCUCAGGCGCCCAUUGCUGAUCGAGCCGCCAUUCGUCUGCUCUGAUCUGUUCCACGGAGCUUUUUGCUGAAGAUUUGGACGAGAAGUGAUUCCAAUCGAAUUCGUUAGUCUGAGAGCAGGGCUCCGAGCAGGUUUGGGUUUAGACGGAGUGAACAAGCGCUGGCUGCCUGAAAUAGGAUAUUAGAAGCAGCGAUUCAGGGGCCCUGCAACCAGGAGUGAAGGAUGGAUAGCCUCAUUGGUCUUGUGAAUCGGCUCCAACGAGCAUGCACAGCGCUGGGGGAUUAUGGAGGGGAGAGUGCAAAUGCACUGCCAACGCUAUGGGAAAGUCUUCCGUCUGUGGUGGUUUUGGGUGGUCAAAGUUCGGGAAAGUCAUCGGUCCUGGAGAGCAUUGUUGGCAGGGAUUUCCUUCCCCGUGGUUCAGGCAUUGUCACGAGGAGGCCCCUCGUGCUGCAGCUGCAUAAGACGGAGUCGGAGGAUGGGGCCUCAGCUCAGGAGUAUGCAGAGUUCAUGCAUGCCCCGAGGAAGCGGUUUACUGAUUACGCGGCUGUUCGUAAGGAGAUCGAGGACGAGACGGCGAGAGUGACAGGCCCUGGGCGUAACGUCUCCCCUGUUCCCAUCCACCUCUCAAUAUACUCACCCAAUGUUGUGAACCUGACGCUGAUGGACCUGCCCGGGCUCACAAAAAACGCCGUCGAUGGCCAACCAGAGAGCAUCGUUACUGAAAUCGAGGCCAUGGUCCGGUCCUAUGUUGAAAAGCCCAACUCGAUCAUCCUGGCCAUCUCCCCAGCCAAUCAGGACAUUGCCACGUCGGAUGCGAUCAAGAUGGCUCGCGAGGUGGACCCAACUGGAGAGAGGACGUGGGGAGUGCUCACCAAACUGGAUCUGAUGGACAAGGGAACCAAUGCGCUCGAUGUGCUGGAGGGUCGGUCGUACCGGCUGCAGCACCCGUGGAUCGGCGUCGUGAACCGCUCGCAGCAGGACAUCAACAAGAACACGGACAUGAUGAGCGCGCGCCGCCGCGAGCGCGAGUUCUUUUCGAGCAGCCCCGAGUACUCGCACCUCAGCUCGCGCAUGGGCAGCGAGUACCUCGCCAAGCAGCUCAGCAAGUACUUGGAGCAAGUCAUCAAGUCGCGCAUCCCCGGCAUCCAGUCGCUCAUCAACUCCAGCAUCGACAACCUCGAGUCCGAGCUGGACACGCUGGGCCGCCCCAUCGCAGGCGACGCGGGCGCGCAGCUCUACUCCAUCCUGGAGCUGUGCCGGGCGUUCGACCACGUCUUUAAGAGCCACUUGGACGGAGGCCGCACCGGCGGUGAGCGCGUCUACCAGACGUUCGACCAGAAGCUGCCCGCGGCGCUGAAGCGGCUGCCGUUCGACAAGCACCUGUCGAUGCAGAACGUGCGCAAGAUCGUGGCCGAGGCCGACGGCUACCAGCCGCAUCUCAUCGCGCCCGAGCAGGGGUACCGCCGCCUCAUCGAGAGCGCGCUCGUGCUGCUGCGGGGGCCCGCGGAAGCCGUCGUCGACGAGGUGCACUUCGUGUUGCGCGACCUGAUCCGCCAGUCCAUCAACGAGACGGUGGAGCUGAAGCGCUUCCCGACGCUGCAAGCCGAGAUUGCGGCCGCGGCCACGCGGGCGCUCGAGGCGUUCCGGGACGACAGCAAGAAGCUGGCCACCAGACUAGUGGACAUGGAGGCGAGCUACUUGACGGUGGAGUUCUUCCGCAACCUGCCCGUCCAGGCCGCGGCCCCGGAGCCGGAAGUCAAGGGGACCACGGCUCGGGUCAAGAACGCGCUGGGCAUUGACCGGUACACCGACAACUCCCUGCGGACGAUUGGCUCGAACGUGUCGGCGUACAUCAACAUGGUCUGCGACAAUCUGAAGAACUCGAUCCCCAAGGCCGUGGCCCACUGUCAAGUGCGCGAGGCCAAGCGCUCCCUCCUCGACGGCUUCUACACCAACGUCGGCGGGCGGGAUAGUAAAGAACUAGGCCGGCUUUUGGACGAAGACCCGACCUUGAUGAGCAGGAGAAAGGCGGCCGGCCAACGUUUGGAUCUCUUGAAGCGCGCUCGGGACGAGAUUGAUGCAGUCGGUUGGGGCAAGUAGACUGUAGCCAGCAGUCGAUGUUCUGAACAUGAGGGCACCAUUUUCCAGAUUGAAUCGUCCUACUCAGGCAGACUAGUGAACCGUGUGCAUUGAAGUUUCUGUAAGCUUUGCCGGCAAUGAAAAUCAGUCCUGUGGCCUCCCUACUUGCUCAAAGGUAAGAUGACCUGAGUGGCUUGUCUUGCAUAUUGGUAUUUGAC
Messenger RNA from Klebsormidium nitens, 2352 nucleotides. NCBI's taxonomy places the organism in Eukaryota, Viridiplantae, Streptophyta, Klebsormidiophyceae, Klebsormidiales, Klebsormidiaceae. The record is from the annotation of a GenBank genome assembly.